This is a messenger RNA of Ascochyta rabiei, 1227 nucleotides long. RefSeq names its product UDP-glucose--hexose-1-phosphate uridylyltransferase. The coding region runs from base 1 to 1227 and encodes 408 amino acids. The record is from RefSeq and is a predicted model, not a curated record. Gene Ontology annotation, molecular function: zinc ion binding; UDP-glucose:hexose-1-phosphate uridylyltransferase activity. The transcript is spliced from 4 exons. Gene Ontology annotation, cellular component: cytoplasm. Lineage: Eukaryota; Fungi; Ascomycota; Dothideomycetes; Pleosporales; Didymellaceae. Gene Ontology annotation, biological process: beta-D-galactose catabolic process via UDP-galactose, Leloir pathway.
AUGACCGACCCCGUCCUCAACGACAUCUCCCACAGGCGCUUCAACCUGCUGCGAGGAAGCUGGAUCUUGGUCUCGCCGCACCGCACAAAGCGACCAUGGCAAGGUGCGCAAGAGGAGCCGUCCAAGAUCACGCUUCCAGAGUAUGACCCAAAGUGCUAUCUGUGUCCUAGCAACACACGAGCAAACGGAGAGAAUAACCCCAAGUUUGAAAACACGUAUGUGUUUGUGAAUGACUUUAGCGCGGUCAAGGAAGAGCAGGAAGACUACCAUCCCAACUCCAACGGCAAAUCAUUAGCAUCGCGACUACUUCGUGCCGAGGCUGUCACUGGAAAAUGCUAUGUCAUCUGCUUCUCGCCAAACCACAACCUCACCCUCGCAGAUAUGACCCCUGCGCAGAUUGUCCCCAUCAUUGAGACCUGGACCAACAUUUACACAUUACACCUGGAUUCAAAGUCACCUCUGGCCAAGCUUGCCGCUACAGGAUCCAUGCCGGAAUUAGCCCAAGGACAACUGGAAAGACCAAAUGCACAGUACCGCUACAUGCAGAUCUUCGAGAACAAGGGUGCAGCGAUGGGUUGCUCAAAUCCUCAUCCUCACGGCCAAGUCUGGACUACAACAUCGCUGCCUGAAGAGCCUGCACUAGAACUGCAGCAGAUGAUCAAAUACCGCCAGGAGCAGAACGGAUCUCAUAUGCUUGCAGAUUACGCUGCGUUGGAAUCAGAACAAAGAGUCCGCACGGUGUUUGAGAACGAGGGUUUCUGGGCUGGUGUGCCGUACUGGGGUGUAUGGCCAUUUGAGAUUCUGCUUACGAGCAAGCAACACAAGCGGUCGCUAGUCGACUUCAACAAAGAGGAGCGUGCGCAGCUUGCAGAAGCCAUUGCGGAAAUCACUCGCAGAUAUGACAACCUGUUCGAGACACAGUUCCCUUACAGCAUGGGCAUUCACCAAGCGCCCCUGCAAGGCACAAACGAUGAGAUUGAGUGCAGUCACUUCCAUAUCCACUUUUACCCACCUCUCCUCCGCAGUGCAACUGUCCGCAAGUUCCAGGUCGGCUAUGAGAUGAUGGCCGAGCCUCAGCGCGAUAUUACACCUGAGCAAGCUGCAGACCGCUUGAGAGGCUGUGGCGGUAAGCUGUACCGCAAGGGCUCUGAAGAGAAGCCUUUUACCAAUGGUAUCAACGGUAUCAAUGGAACGAACGGGGCCAACGGGGUGAAUGGCCAUUACUAG